AUGCCUUCAGCCGCAAGCUCCAAGCGGCCGAACCAGCCACGACAUGAUGACAUAGACAACUACGACGCCGGCGACCUGUCGGACGAUCCAUUCCUCACUCCAAGUCCCCAAGCCAGCAAGAAACGUAAAGAUGGCCCUCAAUCAGGUCUAGGUAUCGACAAGGAGGUGUCCGUCCAGAAGCGCGUCCGCGUGCCCAACAUCAAACUAGAUGAGGACCGACUCUUAGGCCCGGGAGGAAUUCCCAAGCUACGAUCCAAAGCCUCCACUAGCCUGAAGCUCAAGGGCAAGGGUCACGAAUUCGGCGACGCGGCACGACUCCUCUCAUUCUACCAGCUCUGGCUGGACGAUUUGUUUCCUAAGGCCCGGUUUCUUGAUGCCCUAGCUAUGGUGGAAAAGGCGGGGCAUAAGAAGAAGCUCAUGGCGGCACGGCAUAGCUGGAUAGAUGAGGGAAAGCACAAGGCGCUUGGCGGGGACAAAGACGCCGAGGUAGCAAUGGCAGCACCGGAAACGCUAGAGCCUAAACUGCCCUCCACGUUCACUGCCCCUUCUGAGCAGCAGUGCCAGCAGACUCCCCAGCAAGACGACUAUCCCGAUGAUGACGACCUAUACGGUUCUACACCUCAAAAGAAGAGUCCUCCUGUUCACGUCGAUGUACCGGGAAGCGAUGAGCUAGAUGGGCUCAUGGCAGAGGCUGAGCAGCGUGAUGCGCCGCAAAGCAAUGGACGGCAAGAUCAGAUUGCUGUACAGCAAAAUGAGCCUGAGGAUGAUAUGGAUGCCUUGGUGGCUGAGGCGGAGAAUCACGAUAGGAAUGGAAAGUCGGAGGGGGCAAGAGAUCCAGACUUUGCAGAGGAAGAGGCGGCCAUGCAAGAAAUGGAUGGACUGUGGUGA
Geosmithia morbida is the source of this 888-nucleotide messenger RNA. Its product is annotated as replication fork protection complex subunit Csm3/Swi3. Lineage: Eukaryota; Fungi; Ascomycota; Sordariomycetes; Hypocreales; Bionectriaceae. The transcript has a single exon. Gene Ontology annotation, cellular component: replication fork protection complex; nucleus. The record is from RefSeq and is a predicted model, not a curated record. Bases 1 to 888 code for a protein of 295 amino acids. Gene Ontology annotation, molecular function: DNA binding. Gene Ontology annotation, biological process: replication fork processing; DNA damage response; replication fork arrest.